Fusarium sp. VM40 is the source of this 1056-nucleotide messenger RNA. The record is from the annotation of a GenBank genome assembly. NCBI's taxonomy places the organism in Eukaryota, Fungi, Ascomycota, Sordariomycetes, Hypocreales, Nectriaceae.
AUGGCAGCCGCCGAACAACCUCAGGUCGAGAAUCGACCCCCGCCAUCACGAAUGAGAGUCGCCCUGGUGGUGCUCUUCCAUUCAUCAUGUGCUAUCUGGAGCACUAUCCUAUCCAAGUCAGCCCUUAAUGGCGUUGAGGCUCCCGUCACAUUGCUCGCCCUACAGACUACGAUACAGGUCGCACUACUCACAGUCAUUGGAGUGGCCACAGGAUGGAUCAAGCUGUCCCGACCUCUUAAUGCUUGGAUUUCUCUCCUACCCCUCACGGUCGCACGUCUUAUUGGUAUCUUGGCAAAGACGUACUGCCUCGCCUCGGUCAAUGCCUCCGUCUACCAAAUCGCCCGUGGUCUUCUAUUGCCAUUCACCCUCUUCCUAUCGCUCUUGGUUCUGCGACCUCGUCCUUACUACCCUCCUAUCUCACUUGUCGGCUGCGCCAUGGUCAUGGCUGGUUUCGGAACUGGUAUGAUGGCCGAUUACAGCCAGAUGCUUACCUCAGGCAAGGGUGUCCUGCUCGGUGUGGGAUCUAGUUUCACCACUGCCGUCGAGUCCGUUGUCGUCAAACGCUUCCUUGGCAAGAGCCAGGAGGGUAUGUGGCAGAUGGUCUGGAUGUCCAACUGCAUGGCCCUCCUCUUCUACAUCCCUCUAUUCCCUCUCUCAGGUGAGAUGAGCACUAUGAACAGCCUCUUUACCGUCGAGUCUAUGGACGUCGGCCGCCAGUUCCUCAGCUCCGCCUGCUUGACCGGUGUCUCGGCCUUCCUCCUUACCAUCGCCACCUUUAUGCAGAUCGAGGUCACCAGCCCGACCACACACAUGAUUGUCACCGCCGCCCGAGGUGUUGCCCAGAGCUCCCUCGCUGUCGUUCUCCUCGGCGAGGUUCUGACUGCCGACCGCGCCGGCAGCAUGGCUCUUAUCCUCAUGGGAAGCGCUCUCUACGGCUGGGCCCGAGACCGAUAUCAGCAGGCCAAGAAGGCCUCCAGCUACCAGCUACUUCCCCGCGAAGAGGAGGGACGCGCUGAGAUGGUGGACAGCAAGGAAGCUAAGGACCUCAAGUCAUGA